AUGCAACGGCAUUCGAGCUACGCCUACCCGCAAUACGCGGCUCCCGCUCCCCAGAAGCACUACCCAACUGCACACAGCACGAGCAGUGCCUUCAGUGCCAGUGCCAACCCCAAUGAAGAUUGGACCAAGAUCUCAGACCUUGCAGAACGACGGAGAAUACAAAACCGGAUCGCUCAGAGGAACUACCGCAAGAAGCUAAAGAAGCGUCUGGAGGACCUCGAGAGGAGAGCAGGGUCGAGCUCAGCCUCUCCAGAGCAGAGGCACGAAGAGCUUCCCCACGCGGACUCCAUUCCCUCGAAUUCAUCCUCCUCAUCUCAACGAAAGAGCUCGCAUGGCAGCCGACGAGAGCGAACUCCCGAUGUCCUCACCCAGCAAUACGUCCUCCCCUCAGACGACCGAGGCAUGUUCUCGCAACAGUACACACGGCAACUGUCGACAUCGCCUCCUCCAUUCUCGUAUGCAUCGAUUCCUUCUGCGGAAGGUGUGAGCUACCCAGCUUACUCGGCGGCAUCCUACUGUGGCAUACCUGCCACCGGGGCCGAAGUCCCCCUCUAUCCGCAAUACUUGCCCAUCCAGCAGGCAUACGGGGUCCAGACCAUGACUUCGCCGCCCAUCAAGCAGGAGUUCUACGGCGACGACGAAAUGAACCCCUUCAGUAUGUCAUACGCUGCGAUUAACGAGAUGCCGUCGUAUCAAGAGAUCCCUUAUACACCACCACUCUCAGAGGCAUCUCCUGAGCACUGGCACGCCGGGUCUCCCCCAGAAGACUACCACCCCAGGACACCGGCAUCGCUCCGAAGCACGCCACCACUUACUGUCUACGACCGCUCAUGA
Molecule: messenger RNA, 834 nt
Organism: Zasmidium cellare ATCC 36951
Lineage: Eukaryota; Fungi; Ascomycota; Dothideomycetes; Mycosphaerellales; Mycosphaerellaceae
Exons: 3
Coding region: 1-834 (277 amino acids)
Biological process (GO): regulation of DNA-templated transcription
Molecular function (GO): DNA-binding transcription factor activity
Source: RefSeq, a predicted model, not a curated record